This is a messenger RNA of Ochotona princeps (American pika), 2452 nucleotides long. It is a transcript of the gene HHAT, whose product is annotated as hedgehog acyltransferase. The record is from RefSeq and is a predicted model, not a curated record. The transcript is spliced from 12 exons. Gene Ontology annotation, molecular function: palmitoyltransferase activity. The coding region runs from base 341 to 1822 and encodes 493 amino acids. Gene Ontology annotation, biological process: protein palmitoylation. Lineage: Eukaryota; Metazoa; Chordata; Mammalia; Lagomorpha; Ochotonidae. Gene Ontology annotation, cellular component: endoplasmic reticulum.
CUGGCGUCUCCGCCGGCUGCACGGGGCGGAGGGAUCGGCGGUUCGGCCCGCUAGCCCGGGCGCAGGCAGAGCUCCGGUUCCCGGGCCCGCAGCAAGGGGCCAAGGGCGCGCGGGCACGGCGGCGGGGACGUGCUCCGGGAACGUGAGCGCGCGGGGCUGCCGCUCCCGGGGAAGGAGGGUGGCGCCCGCCGGGGCCCGCAGCGCCGCCGCCGGGACUCGGAAGUGCCGAGAGAGGGGUGUUGGGAAGCCGUGGCGCGCGGGAACGUCGCCGUCGCCGCCGCCCGGGACAGCCCGGAGAAGCUGUGAGCGUGGGCAUCAGGAAUCUCGGUGGCAAGGAGCGAUGCUGUCCCGAUGGGAGCUGUCCCUUUACCUGCUUGCUUCACUAGGCUUCCACUUCUAUUCCUUCUAUGAAGUUUAUAAAGUGUCCAGAGAACACGAAGAGGAACUGGACCAAGAAUUUGAGCUGGAGACGGAUGCGUUAUUUGGAAGCUUAAAGAAGGACCCAAUGGACUUUGAGUGGAGCUUCUGGAUGGAAUGGGGGAAGAAGAAGCUGGCAUGGCUCCUCCUUGGCCACAUGGUGGUGUCUCAAAUGGCCACCCUGCUUGUCCAGAAGCACAGACCCUGGGUUCUUAUGGCCUAUGGAAUGUGGGCCUGCUGGAGUGUGCUGGGGGCUCCUGGUGUGGCCAUGGUCUUUCUCCAUACCCUCAUCUCCUACUGUGUGGCCCAGUUCCGGUCGUUGGGCCUGUCCUGGCUCUGUUCUCUCCUCCUGCUCUCCACGCUGAGGCUGCACGGUGUGGAGGAAAUUAAGAGAAGGUGGUACAAGACGGAGAACGAGUACUACUUGCUGCAGUUCACGCUCACGGUCCGCUGCCUCUACUACACCAGCUUCAGCCUUGAGUUCUGCUGGCAGCAGCUGCCCGCGGCCCGGGCUGCCUACUCCUUUCCCUGGAUGCUGGCCUAUGUCUUUUACUACCCAGUCUUCCACAACGGGCCCAUCCUCAGCUUCCCAGAGUUCACUGCACAGAUGCAGCAGCAAGAGCUUGGCUUGCGGAAGACCAGCCUCGGUGUCCUGGCCUGGGGCCUGGGCCGCCUCCUGUGCUGGUGGGUGCUGGCUGAGCUGAUGGCUCACCUCAUGUACAUGCACGCUAUCUACAGCAGCAUCCCUCUCCUGGAGACCGUCUCCUGCUGGACCUUAGGAGGACUGGCCUUGGCCCAUGUGCUCUUCUUCUAUGUGAAGUACCUGGUCCUUUUUGGUGUUCCCGCUCUGCUCAUGCGCCUGGAUGGACUCACACCACCACCCCUCCCUCGCUGUGUGAGCACCAUGUUCAGUUUCACGGGGAUGUGGAGGUAUUUUGAUGUUGGACUUCAUAAUUUCUUAAUCAGGUACGUGUAUGUUCCGCUGGGCGGAUCCCAGCGUGGCGUGCUGGGAACACUGUUUUCCACUGCAUUGACGUUUGCACUUGUGAGCUACUGGCAUGGCGGCUAUGACUACCUCUGGUGCUGGGCAGCACUCAACUGGCUGGGGAUUACCGUGGAGAACGGCAUCCGGAAGCUCGUGGAGAUGCCGUGUGUCCAGGAUAGUCUGGCCCGACACCUCUCCCCUCAAGCUCGCCGCCGAGUCCAUGCUGCCCUGGCCUCUUGCUCCACUUCCAUGCUCAUCCUGUUCAACCUGGUAUUUCUUGGGGGUAAUCAAGUUGGGAAAACCUACUGGAAUAGGAUCUUCAUACAAGGGUGGCCAUGGGUGACCCUCUCUGUCCUGGGAUUCCUGUACUGCUAUGCCCACGUGGGCAUUGCCUGGGCCCAGACAUACACUGUGGACUAAUGCUGCUGGCAAUGGCAUUUGAGCCUGAUAUGCUCUAGGCUGUGCUCCAAGAGACCAGUGCUUGGUCUACUCCUCUUCUGUUGAACUUGCCUCACUCGAAGACAGAAGCCUGAGAAUCCAUAGGAAAUGUGCAACCAGUCUGCUCAUAUUGAGAUUGUAGAGAUCUGGUACCAGCACCAUCAUCUUCUUGUUGAGUAACAUGGGGCCCAGGGCAGUAGGGCACUGUACCUGGUUGCACAUAGUGCUAUUUUAGUCUAGAACAUAAUGUUAAGGUGCUUUCAUCCAAAAUAAAAUGUAAGGACAUUUGGACUCCACUAGGCAGUAUUUCUAGACUAUUUUGGUGUGAUAUCAAGAACCAAUCAUAGCUGCUUCACACAGCUAGCUCCUUCAGUAGGAAGGUGACAGACAGAGCUGUUCUCAUGGCCUGGUCCAAGAAGACAGCAGUGGGGUCCUGUGGACUUUGUAGGAAUCCUAAUAUUUGAACUUCUGGCUGCUUAUUCCUGAGACCAUCAGUGAAGAAUAGAUACGGUAGUCAUCAUUUAGACAGCUGUUUACCAAUAGAGUUCCUGCAUCUAGGAACAGAUCCACAAGUCAUAAAAGGUGAUGAGGAAGAAGUUUGCUGUGGGCUUG